Cuculus canorus (common cuckoo) is the source of this 5662-nucleotide messenger RNA. It is a transcript of the gene GNA13, whose product is annotated as G protein subunit alpha 13. The record is from RefSeq and is a predicted model, not a curated record. Gene Ontology annotation, cellular component: brush border membrane; heterotrimeric G-protein complex. Gene Ontology annotation, biological process: adenylate cyclase-activating G protein-coupled receptor signaling pathway; Rho protein signal transduction. The transcript has 4 exons. Gene Ontology annotation, molecular function: GTPase activity; D5 dopamine receptor binding; guanyl nucleotide binding. Lineage: Eukaryota; Metazoa; Chordata; Aves; Cuculiformes; Cuculidae. The coding region runs from base 115 to 1248 and encodes 377 amino acids.
GGGGGCGGGGCCGGCGGUCACGUGGCCGGGCGGCGGCGGCGCAGGCGCGGGCAGAGAGCGCGCUGGUGCGGGCGGGCCCGGCGGCCGCUCCCCUCGCUGGCAGUGCUCGCUAAGAUGGCGGACUUCCUGCCGUCCCGCUCCGUGCUGUCGGGCUGCUUCCCCGGCUGCCUGCUCACCAGCGGCGAGGCCGAGCAGCAGCGCAAGUCCAAGGAGAUCGACAAGUGCCUCAACCGCGAGAAGACGUACGUGAAGCGCCUCGUCAAGAUCCUGCUGCUGGGCGCGGGCGAGAGCGGCAAGUCCACCUUCCUCAAGCAGAUGAGGAUCAUCCACGGGCAGGACUGGGACCGCGCGGCCCGCGAGGAGUUCCGGGCCACCAUCUACAGCAACGUGAUCAAGGGUGUAAGAGUCCUCGUGGAUGCCAGAGAGAAACUUCAUAUCCCUUGGGGAGAUCCUGCUAACCAGAGUAAUGGAGAUAUGAUGAUGGCAUUUGAUACUCGGUCCGUCACGGUGGUGCAAGGCAUGGUGGAGACGGCAGUGUUUUUACAGUACCUUCCAGCCAUCCGAGCUCUUUGGGCGGAUAGUGGUAUCCAGCAUGCCUAUGACAGACGCAGAGAGUUCCAGCUGGGGGAAUCUGUGAAGUAUUUCUUGGACAACUUGGAUAAACUUGGAGAACAAGACUAUCUUCCCUCACAGCAAGACAUACUGCUGGCACGAAGGCCCACAAAAGGGAUUCACGAGUACGACUUUGAAAUAAAAAAUGUUCCUUUCAAAAUGGUUGAUGUAGGUGGCCAAAGGUCAGAACGGAAACGUUGGUUUGAAUGCUUCGACAGCGUCACAUCGAUACUCUUCCUUGUUUCCUCAAGUGAAUUUGACCAAGUGCUUAUGGAGGAUCGGCAAACGAAUCGCCUUACGGAAUCCCUGAACAUUUUUGAAACGAUAGUCAAUAACCGGGUUUUCAGUAAUGUCUCAAUCAUUCUCUUCUUAAACAAGACGGACUUGCUUGAGGAAAAAGUACAAAAAGUGAGCAUCAAAGACUAUUUUCCAGAGUUUCAAGGGGAUCCCCACUGCUUAACGGAUGUCCAAAAAUUCCUGGUGGAUUGUUUUCGUACUAAACGCCGGGACCAGCAGCAGAAGCCCCUCUACCACCACUUCACCACUGCUAUUAAUACAGAAAACAUCCGGCUAGUUUUCCGCGACGUUAAAGAUACCAUCCUUCAUGACAACCUCAAGCAGCUGAUGUUACAGUGAUGUGCAAAAAGACAUUUUUAUUUGAGUAACUUGUGUGUUGUCUUUUUUAACUAGAAGUUUACAGCAGGAAUAGAGAAAUCCAGAUCCUGUCAGACUUCUUGAUAUGUGGCUAAAAGCUGCUGCUGAACACAUUAUUGCCAAUUUCUGCAGAAAUUCAGGCUUAAUCUCUUCCAGUGUAGCUUCAAGUUGACUCAAGUUGUAAUUUUAUAGCAGACCUAUGUCUAAGUUACCUGUAAAGUGAUAAAUCUGACCUUUUACAAACAUGUAUGUUAUCCUGGAAUAUUCAUUCCACCUUCAGAAUUUUAGGUCCAAACUUCAGUGAAAUUGUUGCAAUUGUUAGACUGUGGCAGUAAUUUAAGGGAUGGGGGGGAAGAAACUUCUCACAUCUGACUUCAUUAUGAAGACUGUGAUACCAUAGCUGACUUAUGUUUUCUCAGGUCUAUUGUUGGUUAGGAAUUCCCAUGUUGCUGGAAUCACCUGUUUGAAGCUGGGAUUCCUGGGUGUAGCGUGCCUCCUGUUGAAGUAUAAAUCUUUGUGUGGAGUUUAAUGAGGAGAUGCUUUAAAAAUACUGAGUUUGGGGGCUUCAGACGUACCUGGCAGGAAGUACUGACGCAGGCAGAAGCCCAGGGACGAGGAAUUAGUGAGUAGCACAGGACACGGUUUCACUUGAUUGCGUUGUGCGUACGUCUUAGAGCCAUGGCAAAGCACAGAGCACUAUGAUACGGUCCUCCUGAAAUUCCGAUGUGGGGAGGGGGGAGUAAGCUAAACUGGUAUUUCUUAUCUUCACUAACCAGAUGUUAUGUGUAGGUACCUUGCCUGUUCUUGAGGCGCUUUAAUAUAGCACUGGUUUAUUUUUUCUUUCUUCAUGACGUCUUACACUAUGCCUCAUCUUAAUCAGUAAGCGUUCGGUGACGGAUAGAAGUACUUGCAAACCUAAGUGCCUCCUUGUAUUCUGUCCUCCUACGGCAUUUUCAGUGGCCUUACGUGAGCAUGUGUGUUCCCAGCAGAGGCCUUGUGUAGCUGACACCAUGAAGAUGAAUGUCUUUUUUCGGGGGGAAAGAACAACAUGUCACAGCAGGACGUGCUUCAGCUGAUGAGGUUCUUUCUGAGACUUUCCAAUUGGGUCUAGCAAUCCUAAGUGUACUUGAGCCAUAUAUGUUGCACAGCACACUCCUGAGUGCUACUUGUGACUAAGAUUAUGUUACCAAAAGUUCCAUUGCAAUUUCUUUUCUUUUGUGGUUUCUUUAUUAUAUAUUUUUUUUUGCGGGGUGGGGCGGGGGAAAGGGGUUGUUACAGUCGCCAUGUGAUUAGGAGAAAAAAAAAUACUACUUGCCCAGAGAUUCUCGUAGGCCACACGGCAUUCUGCAAAACACGAGGGAGCUUGUGAGUUUGUGUUUUAAAAAGUAGGACCGUUACCAAGUUCCCCCCAGACUGUAGUGUCCUGCAGGCAGUUCAGCUUGCCACUUUGCCCUGUGGAAGUGGGCAAUUCCUGUGGAUCGUGAUGCUGGCCAAUACUUCCUUAAAUUAAUUUUUAUUAACAUACCGUGCACGUGGCAAGCGGUGUGAUCUGAUGUUCUCGCUGCUUGGAGCAGCGUCCCUGCUAGGACAUAGGAAAGCUGCCCAUCUUCUGAACUUAGCCUUUUACUUACUGUGAUUGUAAGUUGUAUUAACAUCUCUGUACCUCGUUCUCCUGUCAGUAGAAGGGGAAUAGUGUAUUUUUAUUUAGUUAGGUGCUUUGAAAGACCUCUAUUUUUUUAUAUCAUCCAAUGAGUUAGUUAUAAAUUAGUCUGCGAUUGCUGCGAUAAGGCACUAUUUUAGGAGGAAAGAAUUCUGGAAAGAGUUUGGGAGGAGUCACAGUGCAUAAUCUAAACAUAAACAUAAAGUCUGUGUGCAACGCUGAUCUUGGAAGGAUUAAUGUAAUAUUUAGAUGGAGAUAUUAAAUGUAGAUUUUGCUUCCUUACUGGACGUGGAUAUGAUUACUUCUGGUUUGUGUUUGGGUCAUAUGUGAGCAAUUCAAUGAACUAGAGACCUCAGGAAAGGCUAGUGAGGCUAUUUAAAGGAUUGGACAACGUGCCUGUAAUGGGACCCCAGAAGUUUUCAGUUUUCCUCUCUGGAGAAGGAUGACAGGUUGAUUGGGUUGAGCUACAAGUGCUACACAAGCAGAAAACAAAGCUCUGUCUUGAACAGAGUCCGCUGUUGGAAAGCAGAAGUUUAGCAAAUCCAUGCCCUUGGUAGUCAACAAGAGGAGGAAUAGCUUUGGUUUUCUCCUUUGCUGACAGUUGUCUGAACAAGUUUCUUCUUUGAAAGAGACUCAUCUCUGCUCUGAUUAAAAGAAUUCAUUUGGAGAGGGACUGUAGUAUGUGUUUUGCAGGAUGUCAGACUAGACAAUUGCAGAAAAGAGUAAAGACUGGAUAGAGGAUAACACGAGGAUCACCAGGAAUUUGUCUAAACAAAUUUGUUUAUGUAAAAUAUUGAUGAAUUUUGUGUUAAGGAACCUGUUAAAAUUUACUAAAGAUCCUCAAACCUGAUGUUAGUUUAAGGACAUGGCGCCGGGCACUUCUGAUGUUAACUAAGGUGGGAAGAACAUUCAGCAGGCUUCUCUCCUGUAUCAAAAGACGUGUUUUUAAUCCUUUCAGAUCGCUUUCCCUGUGAACACCAGAGCCUGUGCGAUGGCAGGGUGGGCCCCGCAGCGCUGGGUCACUUGUGACACAACAGGCCCUGGUAGAAAAGCACUAUAGGAAUCUCAGGCAGAAAUGAAUUCUUUUAAUGAAAUGAGUGAGUCAAAUCACUCCGGUUUCCCACUCCCACUUCUUGAGAGGGGGUGAGGCAACUCACCUUGAUGUAACUGUUUACAUGGUUCCUAAGUUAAUACGCUGGGUAAACAAAUCGAAGCAGCGUUGGGUUUUUCCAUCUUCACGCUUACUCUUCGUUAGCUCCCUGGAAAGGAGCACAGCCUGAACUGUUGUAUUGCUUUUUAGAUUUGUUUCUAAAUAUUAUUUCAUUAUAGCAGGAUAUAAUUUUGGUACAAGAGCUGGAGGGUUGGUGUUUUGAACAGACUGAUUUUUAUCUGGGAGCGAUCAAAUGAGUCACAGUUGGCUACUAAGAGUGAGGCUUCUUUACAUAAACCAGUCUGUGGUAGGUUGUCAGGAUGCAUUUCUAGUGAAGGUGGGAAAGCAGGAAGAAAAUCACAUUUCCCCAAACUUCCUUAGUUCUGUUUGAUGGAGUGAGCUCUGUUAACACGAUCCCUGACCAUGUGGAGAUGUACCACUGUCUUGUACGGCCCUCCUGUACUUGAAGGUGAAAUCGGUGUUUUAGCAACUGUUCCCUGCUGCAGUGUGUUAAAGGCCUUUGACCGAUACCUGAAAACUGUGGCUGUUCAUCAGGGCUUUAACAAUUUUACUUUGUUUUUAUAUUGUAUGUGGGAGUGUAAGCCAUGGGUUUGUGUAAAACUUAAGCUUUCUCUAGAAUACCUGCUCUUAAAAAAAGUUCAGGUGGGCUCAUGGAUCCCACAGGCUGUAUAUGGGACUUGUUUGUCUAGGAAGUAGCUUUAAAUUUUGCCCAUCAGAAUUACUGUAGCAUAUUGUUCAGAUCAGGUGGGCGUUCCACGCUUGGUGGCACUUGGCUAAGAAUAGUAUUAAUGAUCAGUCCCAGAUCACUUGAUCGCUGUGUUUGGGAGUAACUCCCUGCUUAGCGGCUGAGCACUGUGCAUGUUGAACAUGUCCACUGCCAUCGGAAGCCUUCUCUGGUUAUUGCUCUUUAAGGACAGUUGCAGAAGAUUUAUUUUCCAACAAUAUUUCCUGUUUCAGAAUGAUCAGGUUUCAUGUCAUACUGAAUUGUUCACAAGCUGACUUUACAGGUCUUGUCUGUUUGAUGGUACCAUUAACAUAGUGUUUUUUAAUUACACAGCAUUGCAAUACAGUGCCAUUUUGCAAUUUCUUUGCAUUGUACUUGAAAAUAAGUUGAAUUGCAGACUAUUUAAAACCGCUUUCCUGCGCUUUCAGUAGCAGUGAGAGCUUACCUUACGUGAAGCCUUUAUGUAAAAAUAUAUUUUGUAACAACCUCAUAGAUCUUUAACGAAACCAAGAUUUGUAUUAGCUUUGUAUAAAUGUUUGUGGCUUACAAUUUUAUAUGUUUAACUUUUUAUAAACUUUCCAGGGACUACUUUUUAUUGUAAAUUUUUUUUUUCCUCCUUGCUUUAGUUGAAGAUUGGCAAUAAAUUAUUUCUAAGGGAGGUCCCGGAAGAAAAAGCAUCACUUCCUUUUUAUAAAACGGUUAAAUCGAUUAAUAGUUUAAAACCUCUUACACUCGCUUGUACAUUGCUCUGUACAUACUCUCCAAAAGUGUUGCCUUUCAGCUAUUAAUAUUUGCCUUGUGUACAAAAAUUACUGACGAUGAAUAAACAUAUACAGCCUCA